Engraulis encrasicolus (European anchovy) is the source of this 2732-nucleotide messenger RNA. Its product is annotated as interleukin-5 receptor subunit alpha-like. Lineage: Eukaryota; Metazoa; Chordata; Actinopteri; Clupeiformes; Engraulidae. The transcript has 11 exons. Gene Ontology annotation, molecular function: cytokine receptor activity; protein binding. Gene Ontology annotation, biological process: cytokine-mediated signaling pathway. The record is from RefSeq and is a predicted model, not a curated record. The coding region runs from base 803 to 1951 and encodes 382 amino acids. Gene Ontology annotation, cellular component: external side of plasma membrane.
CACACACGCACACUCUCUCCCACACUCUCACCCACCCACACACACAGACAGGUGGGUCCUGCUAGGGUAUCAUGUUGCAUACCCACACAUUUACAAAAAGUGAACAUAAAAAAACCAAAGUACCGGUAGUACAAAUUAUUGUCUGUGCUAGAACUCCCACAGUUCAGUAAGAAUAAAAAUACAAAUGCAAAGUAGUUCAAAACAGCUAUUCCAGGGGGUGAGACUGGUGAGGUAGCUGAGGUGGGGUACAGUGGGUUAUUGUCCUGUGCUAGGCAACCACCAUCAAUUUGUAAAAGCAUUCAUAAUGACUUGGUAAUGUACAUUUUUCUGACAUGAAAAGGCAGAUCUUCUCUUAUAUUACCAGUUAUAGAGGUCAUUGGCAACAAAACAUGACUGUACUUUGGUCAGGUUAGUAAAUAUUGUUUUAUCACUUAGUAGGCCGACAUUUUCAUGAGAACAUCAAAUUUGUGAAUGACCUGCAUACAUUUUGAAAAUAAACUAUAAAAUGGCAUGCUUUACCUUUAAAAUGUCCAAUCUUUGACAGAAAUUUUAAAAAGUGAUGUGUGAUGGAGGAGGUGUUUCCUGCUAAUAAUACUUAUCUACAUCAGCACUUCCCUUCAUAACUGCAUUGAACUCGACUGGCCCCAAUUCAGAGCAGGCAGUUCAUCGAGACACUCAAGAGGAGGCAGAGGGGUGGCCAGUUGUAGCAGAGAAGUCACAGAGGAGGGCACUGUUAGGAGCUUUGAAGCAGAAGAUCCAAACCAGGCCAGGGGCAGCACAAGUCCAGCCAGGAAGAGACGCUAUGCUGCUCCAGUGCUGCUCUCUCCUGAUGGGGCUAUUGUGGAGCUCUGUGCCCACCUGGGCGGCACACUCGGGGCAAGGCACUCUUAAUAUAGAUGAGCAGUGUCCAAGCGAACAGCUGAAAACAAUGGCUGGAUUCAGCCUGUUUGUGGAGAACUCUACUGGACAGAUGAGUCAAAAAGUAGGCCUACUAUAUAUAGACACAGACAAACUGCAUAGAGACCACAAAACACACACAAGUGCACUUCAAGACCUUUACAACGGUCUUGGCCAGCCCAGUGCUCGAUUUUUGCUGCGUAUCUCUUGUGUGUUAGACUCUCAGAAGCUUAACUGUAGCUGGAACAACACAGACGUUCCUGCCAAUGCUGAGUAUACCAUCACUGGUCGAUUUUGCAGUAAGAAACAGGGCAGGAGAACAAAAAGCCGUGUCCUGUCGUCCUGGAACUGCACCUUGUAUGAGGAGGGGACACUGACAGGAUGUGAGGGCGCAGUGGAGUCUACUCCAGAAGAACUCUACGCAACAGUCAUACAGGUCAACGUAUCCAGCCAUGGCCUCUGGUACAUCCACACUGAACGCUUUGCCACAGACAACAUUGAAAAACUGGACCCCCCCAGGAAUAUCAACUGGUCUUUCACAGAGGGAAACCGUGACUUGCAGGUCCAGUGGGAUAGGGCCAUGUCCCGGAGCGUUACAAAAAUCAAAUGCGACGUCUAUCAGAUCAACAUAGAUGAGGCAAUGUCAGAAGUUAGAGGCGAGUUGAGUUACAUUAAGCAAGAAAUUGACCGCAACAGAAAAUAUAAAGUGCAGCUGAGGGCGAGUCGCCAUGAUGAUUGCAGGACGACUACAACAAGGCCUGCUUACUGGAGCGACUGGACGGAACCUAUCGAGGUGGGACCCGCCGAAGAGCCUGAGCCUAAAUACAGUUUAGCGAUGAUACUGGCCAUUGUCCUGGGCUUUCCCAUGGUCCUCCUUGUCUUCCUGCUCCUCUCCUGGAAGAUGCAGAGGGUUCUGUUUCCUCCCAUUCCAAGACCCAAUAAGCAUGUGAAACAACUUCUUGAGAAAGAUUUUGUCACUCAGCCAACAGCUGAUCAGCACGCUGAGGAGGUCCAGUUUGACCUUGUGAGUGAGGUGGAAAUGUGCAGUCAGUGAGACAUCAUGAUGUGUAUCUUGCCAUGGCUAUCUGAUGCGCAAGAGGAAAGCCAGAGGAACAUACAGUAGAACAGCCCUCACAAAUUAUAUUUGUGGUAACAUUGCACAAUUGCACACGCACAUUGGGUUUUUGAACCUGAAAAGAUUAGCAGUAGAGAUUAUUUUAGAAUAGAGUAGAAUAGUUAGAAUAGAAAGCUUCUAUUGGCAUUAUACAAGUGCAAUGAUAUAAAGCUUCACCAUAAAGUGCAUGCACAUAUAAGCAUGGAAACAUGUGUAUAAUAGAACGUAAUAUAAAACUACUGUCUACUAUACGUAAACUAAACAUAAAUAGCUUGUAAAUCCCAGGAGGAUCACAGGCACAUACAGUAGCAGUAACAGGCUAGAGAAUUAUCACUAUCAGCAUCAAGUGAUGGAGGUGACAUUGACAUUUUACUUUAUCCCCAAAGAAAGAUUGCAUUUGCUUGAGCGAUAACUGAUGAACCGCUACAUCAUAUAUCUGGUCUAGUUCCUUAGAACUUUGAGUGAUAAUGUGUGAACUGUGUGUGUGAAUCAUAUUCUGUAGAACUUGGAGGGAAGUGCUUGCAUAUCAUAUCAGACUCUGAGGUGUGGAAUCACUUAUCAGCAUACUGUAUAUGACAUUUCAUGCAAGAAUCCCCAGGGGCAGCCACAUGGUCUUGAUAUGUCUAUAUGUCAUGUACAGUAUGUAUUUAUAUACUUAUGUGUUUAUAUCUACUGUAUGUAUAUUUAAUUCUUUUGAAAAAUAAAGCAAUAAAUCGAUUAU